This is a messenger RNA of Amphiprion ocellaris (clown anemonefish), 1378 nucleotides long. It is a transcript of the gene tk2, whose product is annotated as thymidine kinase 2. Gene Ontology annotation, cellular component: cytoplasm; mitochondrion. Gene Ontology annotation, molecular function: deoxynucleoside kinase activity. The record is from RefSeq and is a predicted model, not a curated record. The coding region runs from base 57 to 884 and encodes 275 amino acids. Lineage: Eukaryota; Metazoa; Chordata; Actinopteri; Pomacentridae. The transcript has 10 exons.
UCGUUUCUUCUUCCUGUUUGGUCUAUGUAGUUGAAAACAAGUCCACCGAUGACUGUAUGUUCUGUGAGAUGUCGGCAGCUGUUGGUCGUGUCACGUUUUUUAGGUUCCUGUCUGCUCCGUCACGUUUUAGUGCUGGAUAUAAAAACGGGAGAGGAUUAGCUGCUGUUAGCUUCAGACCGAGCCGCAGAACCACAUGUAGCAGCGCCAGGCACAUUUCUACAGGGCAGCUGCUGUCGAAUGGAGAGGACAAGAAAACAGUGAUCUGUAUUGAGGGGAACAUUGCUAGUGGGAAAACAACAUGCCUGGAGUAUUUCAGUAAAACUAGCAACAUAGAGGUCCUUACAGAACCAGUCUCAAAAUGGAGGAAUGUCCGCGGUCACAACCCUCUGGCUCUUAUGUACCAGGAUCCUCAGCGCUGGGGUAUCACACUGCAGACGUAUGUUCAACUCACCAUGCUGGAUAGACACCUGUCAGCCAUGUCAACUCCUGUCAGGAUGAUGGAGAGAUCCAUCUUCAGUGCCAAGUACAUCUUUGUGGAGAAUCUCUUCAGAAGUGGGAAAAUGCCAGAGGUGGACUACGCUGUUCUCAGCGAGUGGUUUAACUGGAUCACAAAUAACAUUUCCAUUCCUAUUGAUCUGAUUGUUUAUCUGCAGACGUCUCCUCAGACCUGCUACGAGAGGGUGAAGCAGAGGUGCAGAGAGGAGGAGAAAGUUAUUCCAUUGGAGUAUCUGGAGUCCAUCCACCAGCUGUAUGAGGACUGGAUUUUAAAGCGUACCUCCUUCCAUCUUCCUGCUCCUGUUUUGGUGAUUCCCGCUGACCAUAACCUCGAGGAUAUGCUGCACCAGUACGAAGAAAAUCGUGACAAGAUCUUAGCAUACCGUUGAUGCUCAAAUAUACAGUUAGGCACAUUCUGAAGGACAUCCCUUGUUAAAGACAAGAUCAUGAAGAUGUGAAUAAAUCUGUUACACUGAUUGUUAUUUUUAGCUUUUUGGCUUUGUACCCAACCACAGCUCAGUUCAUAUGUGUUUAUUAGGGGAAAAACUCAUCAUUAAUAGCUUUUAACAACUAAAUAGUUUUACCAAAAUGUAUAUUUAUUUAUUCUUAUCACCAGGAUGGAACCAGAACUAACUUCAGACCAAUUGAGACAUUCCACUGACCCUCUGCUUCAUAUAAACCAUUUGAGUUUGUUUUUUUUUUUACAUUAAAGAGUUACUGAAACAAACACAAAGAACUCCAAGUGUUUAAGAAUCAUACUUAGUGCUUCUUAAGCAGUCACACUGAUUCAUUUGACAUUGUCUACAGUUACUUGUUCAGUUGUUGCUUUCUAAUGGACUUGUUUUGUCACUAUUUAAUGUAAUAAACCGUAAGUGUUUCCUAA